This is a messenger RNA of Brettanomyces nanus, 759 nucleotides long. RefSeq lists its product as uncharacterized. The transcript has a single exon. Gene Ontology annotation, biological process: translation. The record is from RefSeq and is a predicted model, not a curated record. The coding region runs from base 1 to 759 and encodes 252 amino acids. NCBI's taxonomy places the organism in Eukaryota, Fungi, Ascomycota, Pichiomycetes, Pichiales, Pichiaceae. Gene Ontology annotation, cellular component: mitochondrial large ribosomal subunit. Gene Ontology annotation, molecular function: structural constituent of ribosome.
AUGUUCUUCAGAUCUUUUACCUCUCUUAUAAGGAUUCGCCCCUAUUUGACAAAGGAGACUGUGUCGGUUAGAUCGUUCUCUUCGUGUUGCAAUGCAUUGUCAAACAGUCAGGGCAAUAAGCCAAGCAAGCCUGUGAAACCUGCAGACUCCCGAAAGACAUAUUUGAUGGAAAUUUACCAGCAUUUCUGGGAAACCAAUGAAAUUGUACUUUUUGCUCAUCAUAACAAUCUUCUCUCAUCUGAUAACGAGCAAAUCAGGAAAGAGCUCCAUAAGAUCAGUAAGGAUAUCCAGUUCCGUAAACUAAAGUCCUCUAUCUUUAGGCAUUAUUUAAGGGCUUCGAACCAUGAGGAUCCAAUUUCUAAAGCCGCCAUGAGGCAGGUCAAAAGAAAGAAGACGAGACAUCCUUUGGAGCCUUUGUUGAAGGGACCUACUGCUCUCAUAAUGAUUAAGGAUUUAGAUCCAAAGGCUGUUAAAGAAGUGUGGAGAGUGCUGAAAGCCCAGAAGGAGAAGUUAUUUCUAAUGGGGGGUAAAGUGGGCCAGCGAUACGUUGAUUUGGACAAAAUUGGAGAGUUCAAAGAUCUUCCAUCACUUCCCGAACUUCGUUCUCAGUUGGUCGGUUUGCUUUCCAUGAGUUCUGGUGCUGGUAUCGUGAGAGCUUUAGAAUCUGCUCCUACAAAUUUGGCAAUGACGCUUGAAUCUAGAAAAAACGAAAUGGAGAAAAAAGAAGCCGAUGUUAAAACUGACGAAAUACCUGAAUAG